AUGCCGACCCACCAAAAUCUGCAGCCGAGUGUGGCUGGUGAAACUUCCCAACCCGGAAGGUUUUUCCGGGCCAGCAUGCAGCCCAACGCCACACUGUCUGUGGCGCAGCGGGCGGCUGCCAUCGAAGAUCAUAUCAAUCGCAACAAGAGCAAGGAGAACAAAACAACGGCAAAAGUAAAAGGUAAAGGAAAAGGGAGCGGGAUCGGAAACGGGAAUGGGAACGGGAAUAGUGAAGAGCCGUGGGAUGUACAGACUGGACACGGCCCAACUUCAUUGCAGGAAGCCAAUAUCGGAGAGGGAGAUUUAUGGCCCAAUGCCUCGCCAAUUGAUUCCGUACCCGAGCCGCAGUCCAUGAUCCCUGAUAAUAUCUCUGUCCAAUCUCACCUCCCUCUCGAUAAUGCUAAUAUUACCACCACCACCACCACCACCACCACCACCGCCGCCGCUACUACUACUGCACGCACCGCAACCUUAACCACAUUGCAAACUCCGACUCCUAGUCCAUACGCCUCUUUAUCAAGGGCUACACUAUCUCGACUUGCGUCUAUUGCGACUGGGAAACUCCGGCCGAGCCCAUCGUUCGAACCACCUCCUGGAAACGAGGUCGCAAAUCUCAGCUUCGUGUCGUCCGUUCUUGCGCUUGCGAAUGCCCCGUUUAUUACAGAUGCCAAUCGCAUAACCGAUCGGAAGCCAGAUCCUGAACUUGUCUCUGUGGAGACGCAGGAAACUUCCAGGAAAACCCCUUCCUGUCGUACAUCGCCGAUUCUUGCCGACACCAAUAUGCCACCCAAAAAUUUGAAAACGAUACCUGAUGAUGGCAGUUUGGAUGGCGGGGUUGCUAUGCCUAGGUUGGAAGACCUACUGCGUCAGCCAGAAGAUUUAGAUAAAAUACCGGCAUUGAAAGCUGAGUACUCUAGAAAAAAAGCGGCAGUGGACGCACAACUCCGCGAAGGAUUAAGGGACCAGCUUGAAACAGUACAACGAAGCAUAGGCCAGCUUACAGAGGGUCAACGGCAUGUCUUGAAAGUGAGAGACGAACUACAGGGUAUUGACAAAUUGUGUGCCGAAUCCCAAGGCACAGUUGGUGAUUUCUCGCAGAUAGAUAAGCUGGCUAGGAUUCAGCGGAAUUUCGAAGCCACAAUAAUGAUGAAAAAGGGCCUGGAGAGCUUCCAUAACGAGCUCAAUGAGGUUGAACGGUUAUUACGAGAAGAUGACCGGGAUCUUGAAAAUCAGCCAAAUCUUCUCAGUGUUCAUAUGGCUAUUAGCAAAUUGAGAGAUUUCCGGGACGAGGCUAUGGAUCAGAUACGCAAAGCCCAGGAUAGAAGCUCUGAAAAUACAUUGGUUGAGUGGUUUCAAGGCCUUGAUUCUGUGAUUGAGUGGUUCGAUGAUCAUCUCGGAACAGCUAUUAUGAAUCUUAUCCCGCUUAUACAGGCAGAUAACCGCAGUAUGGUAGUGCGCCUGGCUCUGGUUAUUAUGAACGAAGAGAAAAACGAUGCUAAAGUUCGAGCUUUGCAGGAGGCCCAGAAGGACCAUAAGGCUCUGGCCAGCCGGUUCAAGUCGCUAAACCUUGGCCCUAAGACCGUCAAAGGCUAUAAAGAGAAUUUUCUUAAGAGUAUCGAGUUAUAUGCACAGACCCAGUUUGAGAUAUCCAAAGAGACAUUUCUUGCUGACCCGGAUAAGCUGGAAAAGUGCUUCAAGUGGUUUUUCAAUGAUUUAUUUACCGUGAAACAAGGGAUGCAAUCUCUUAUGCCAAAGAAGUGGAAGAUAUAUAAGGUUUACACAAACAUCUAUCACCGAAUGAUGCAUGACUGGUUUAUCGAGUUUAUCAAUGACCCCGAACUCCCCACCGCAAAUAUGCUUGCCAUCAUACACUGGUCUGAAAAAUAUUACGAGAAAAUGGCGAAACUCGGUUGGAAACAAUCAGACCUUGUUCCCAACAUACUCGAUGACCGCGAGGGUGAGCUUGUCCGGGACUGGCGGAACCUCAUUAUCAAGACCCUGGACGAGUGGAUGGAGCGAAUGUGCACGGCCGACAAGAAAGCUUUACUCGACCGAGAUAACGACGCUUUAGAUACCAACCCGGAUGGAUACUUCCGCACAAAGACUCUGGGGGAUAUGUGGCGAAUGAUUCACGAGCAAACAGUAGCUGCAGGCUCGUCUGACCGAACAGAUGUAACAGAAGGAGUCAUAGAUGCCAUGUUCCGCGCUUUGAAAGCCCGACAAACCACUUGGCAAACUGUCCUCGAUGAGGAAUGCGCCAAGUACAAAAAUCCCACAACAGAUCAAACUGAAGGCAUGCAACAAUUGCAAGACUGGCUCAUCGCCGUCGCGAACGACCAAAUCGCCUGUAUCGAUGAUAACGACGAAGCCUCGAGCCAGCUGGGUUACCUCACCCGCUUCAAACGCGACUUCGAGCCACUCGUCACACCAAAAUACAUGGCAUCCCGCGCGACCAUGGAACUCGACAAUCUCCGCAACGGCUACGUCGACCUAAGCACGCACUGCAUAAGUCUCUUCAUCGAGCUGAUCUUCACCGUUGACUUUCGCACCACACUUCCAGACUUCUUCACGCAAAAAUGGUAUGGCGAGUUCGCCAUCAAACGCAUGGUGUCUACCUUUGAAGACUACAUGGCCGAUUAUAGCUCCGUGCUGCAUCCUAGUCUCACAGAUAUACUCGUCGAGGAACUCUCGGACGAGCUGCUUGUCCGCUACCUAUCCGCCAUCCGUAACAAGGGUGCCAAGUUCCGCCGCCAAGAUCCAUUCACGGAUAAGUUCAAAGAUGACGUCUUGACCGUCUUUGGGUUUUUCCAGAAAUUCCCGGAUGCGUUUGCAAGUACCAUCAAAGAUCGGUGGCGAUUGGUUGACUGGCUUGUUAGGUUGCUGGAGGCGGAGAAGGGUGCUGGUAUCGUGGCGGUCUAUGAGGCCUUUAAGACUGAGUAUUGGGACCUGCAGUUGUCUUGGGUUGAGGCGGUGUUGAGGAGUCGAGAUGAUUUUGAGAGGUCGAUGGUUAGUGCUGUUAAAGCAAAGGCUGCGGAGUUGUAUGUGGAGCGCGGCGUGGAAACUGUUAUGGGCAAAGUACGAUAA
Molecule: messenger RNA, 3084 nt
Organism: Paracoccidioides lutzii Pb01
Exons: 1
Coding region: 1-3084 (1027 amino acids)
Biological process (GO): exocyst localization; exocytosis
Cellular component (GO): exocyst
Molecular function (GO): SNARE binding
Source: RefSeq, a predicted model, not a curated record